GGCGGCGGGAGCGGGGCCGGCCGGGAGCGGCCAGCGGGGAGCGCAGGUGACUGGUAGAAGGGAGAGACCUGUUCUUGACAAUGUCAAGAAGAAAGCUGGAGAAUAAAAGCCUUUCUGGCUUGUUAGACACACCUCUGCACACAGCAAUCAAGACAGAGAAUUUCCACAAUUUUUAUACGCUUGAAUCAAAACAGCUAGGAAGAGGAAGAUCUGCUGUGGUUAGAAAAUGUAUAGCUAAAUCCACAGGCCAAGAGUAUGCAGCUAAAUUUUUAAAGAAGAGAAGAAGAGGCCAAGACUGCAAAGCAGAAAUUCAUCAUGAAAUUGCCGUACUUGAAUUAAUGAAAUCUAAUCCUCGCAUAGUUAAUCUUCAUGAAGUCUAUGAAACAGCAAAUGAAAUCAUCUUGGUGUUGGAAUAUGCUGCUGGAGGAGAAAUGUUUGACUUGUGUGUCCCAGAUCUGGAUUACAGAAUUGGUGAAAGGGAUAUUGUAAGACUUAUAAGACAAAUACUUGAAGGACUUUGCUGCUUGCAUGAAAACAAUAUUGUUCAUCUUGAUUUAAAGCCUCAGAAUAUUUUGCUGAGCAGUGUCAAUCCUCUUGGUGAUGUAAAAAUUGUAGACUUUGGUAUUUCCCGGAAGCUUGAGAAUUCCAGUGAACUGCGGCACAUCAUGGGAACAACAGAGUAUCUGGCUCCAGAAAUCCUAAACUACGAUCCUAUUACCACAGCUACAGACAUGUGGAACAUUGGUGUCAUUUCAUACAUGCUGCUGACACAAGAAUCUCCAUUCGUGGGAGCUGAUAUUCAAGAAACUUACCUUAAUAUAUCUCAAGUUAAUGUGGAUUAUUCAGAAGAAACAUUUGCAUCAGUUUCACAGCCUGCCAAAGACUUCAUUCAAAAACUUCUCAUAAAAAAUCCAGAGGAAAGACCCACAGCAGCGGACUGUCUUUCUCAUUUGUGGUUGCAGCAAGGGGAGCUCACGCUCUUGUGUGGCCCUGAAGAAACCUGUUGCUCUUCUCAGAUGUCAGGACACGCAACGAAAUGCUCAGAAGAGCGGAAUGUAAAAUCCAGUUGUAAUGGUACCUGUAGCGACAAGGAAGACAAAGAAAACAUUCCAGAGGACAGCAGCACAGUCUCCAAACGUUUCCGUUUCGAUGAUUCAUUGCAGUAUCCCCAAGACUUCACGACAGACUUCUUAUGUUAAUGUGUAAUGCAGACUUUUAUAAAAUGAAUUCAGCAUAAUCUAUUCCAGUGGUGAAAAUAAGAUUAUGGCUUGCCAAUUCAUGUAGCAUUGGCGUACUGGAAAUGCACUUUGAUUCUUUUAUGCUGAUGCCUCCUUUUCUAUCCAUUGCUGGCAGUGGAUUUAACUCCUGAGAAAUUGGAGUUGUUGCGCCAAUAAAAUGAAUUAUUUUUUUUUAAGAAGAUAUAAAUAAAUAUUUUUGCACUUUUCGAUUUCUAGUCAAAAAAUGACGCUAGAGUGAACUAACUGAAACCUGAAAAUGAGUUUGUUUAAACUCAACCUUUGCCAAACCGUGGUUGAAUACGUGCAUGCUUUUAUGACUUGCCUUAAUAAGAAAUUGGUCUGAGCAGGGAAACUGAAUCUAGCUGUCUUACUGAACUUACUUGUGACCCUUCUCAUCACUUUAAGUAGAGGCUAAAGUUGGUAUGUUUUGGGACUGAUAAAUCUGUUGGGGUUGCUUGGAAAACUGUUUUCCCUCUGGGACAACUAGUAGUUAUGGAAAUGUUUCUGCCUUAUAGACCUGGUCCUCUUAGGGGUUGUAAUGCACACUCUGUGGUUUUGCUGUGUUGGAUCUCUGCAGUUCUUGAAUAGAAAACGGGUAGACUGUCAGUCCUUGUGCUAGUGGACCUUGGCUUCUUACCAGUAAAUUGUUUGAAGAAGAUGAGGUUCCUAUGCUGAUGUGAAUAUUUGAUGAACUUAUUAGUUUGCUGUUAUAAAACCUCUGAAAUAUUAUCAUCUACCUGUAUUGACCUUUUUCCUUGUCUUAAAAAAAACAACCAGAACACCACAAAACACCACAAAACACCCCCCUCCAAAAGAACAACCAAAAACACACAAAGGAAUCCAAAAACAGAAAGCCUCUUUAUGGUUAAAAGUAGUAACUGAAUAAACUGAAAAUAGCCAUUUUUGCCAGUGAAGCUGGAAUUAACAACUUUUCUUUAUGUCCCUGUAAUGUAAAAGUGCAGUGCAUCUAUGUCAAUUAUUGUUACCCCUGAUGACUCAGCUUCAUGCCUGCUCUGAGAAAUGGACUGCAGUGUGUUAGUAUUUAAAGACAAACUACCUGAUAAUUGUUUUAAGGCUUUUAAUUUGGUUUGCUCGGUGGUAUUUUUUUUAAGUUAUGUCCCUUCCAAUUCCUGUUUCUAGGCUCUUAGGAAAUGCCUAUGUAGCGAGUCUUGACUUAGAGCAAUUGCCAGUGGUGUCUUAAACAGCCUGAAACUAAUACUGACAAAAUAAAUGUCUAAUAGUAACAGAGGCUGGAAGUCUUUUUGUGCAGGGAAUGUAUUAAAACUCUUUACAAAUAUUUUGAAAGUAAGUGUCACUUUAAAAUAUUUUUGGGAUUUUCCACUCCUGAGAGCUUAAGUUUAAUUGUCUUUGAUUUGGAUUUGUUUUGUAUAAUAAAAUACCACAAUCUGAUAAUA
Molecule: messenger RNA, 2653 nt
Organism: Pipra filicauda (Wire-tailed manakin)
Lineage: Eukaryota; Metazoa; Chordata; Aves; Passeriformes; Pipridae
Gene: STK17B
Product: serine/threonine kinase 17b
Exons: 8
Coding region: 81-1199 (372 amino acids)
Biological process (GO): intracellular signal transduction; protein phosphorylation; positive regulation of apoptotic process
Cellular component (GO): nucleus
Molecular function (GO): ATP binding; protein serine/threonine kinase activity
Source: RefSeq, a predicted model, not a curated record